AUGCCGCACACUCCUGGCUGGGGAGCGCUGCCCAUCCUGCUCCAGGAAGGACUGUACUCCUGGAAUGUCAGUUCCAGAAAGGUCUCAGUGCACUGCCAGCCUCUUCCUACAGAACUGACCCCGCUGUGGGAUGCUUUAGUGGUACCCGGGUACUCCAUCCAGAAGAACAGGGCAGGUGACCGCGGCGCGGUGCUCCCGGAGGGGCGGCUCAGCGCCCCGGCGCUCCGCCCGGCAGCAUCCCCGCGGCGGGGGCGGCGGCGGGCACCGGGCCCGGGGGAUGCACAGCGCCCGCCGAGAAGGGGCUGCGCCGCCUGCACCGCCUCGGCGGCACUGUGCGCUCGGCAGGAGGAGGAGGAAAAGGAGGAGGGAGGGAGGGAGAGGGAGAGAGAGGCAGGCGGAGGGAGAGAGGCAGGAGGAGAAGGAGCCCUGCGCGGCAGCGCGGCCAACUUUCCUUCUGCAGCGCAGCAGGAACAGCCUCCCGUCCCUCGGAGUGUAACCCCCGCCCCGGCGCAAUGCCGAGCGCACUGGGCUGCAUCGAGGGGUGUUCCCCGCUCUCCUAACAAUCCUGUGCGACAGGGGGCAGAUGAUUUCUUCAGAGCUUUGUAUUUCCUACAAAGGGAGAAUAAAAAUCACCUCAGUGACAGCACAGGCUUGAUAUGGAAAGGCUUCAGAGGAGCUUCAGGCCCAGCUGAGAUGCUGCCCAUGGACACUGGAGGUGUUGUUUGCUGUAUGCUAAGAAGGGGAGACUGUGCCCUUUUUGCAACAAUAGCAGCUUUGGAAGCUGUCCCACCUGUCGGCCUGGCUGGACUUCUCCUGAGUUUUGGGUGGUCUCCCACAGAAGACCCUCACCUGUUUUACAACCACCAUGACAGACAGACUGAGAUGUAAGGAGCCUCUCCAUCAAGGACUGAGACAUGAAACCCCCAUGUGAAAAGGCCCCUCUGCUCCUUCCAAGGACUGGGACUGAAACCCCCAGCCCGUGGAGGUGUGUGGGGAAGACAAGCUGACCAAAUGUUUGCCUGCAGGUGUGACCACUGGACCACGAAAACAAUGGCUCUUGCUUACUGCUGAGAACAUGGAAUACCUGUUACAUCUAUUCCCUAUUGUAUCUGUUCCGCCUCCCUCAUAAUUUUCAAUAGAGUUAUCGUAAUAAAAACCUCUGAGUUAGCUAGAGAUUUUGAGAUCUCCCCAGCAUAACAGUUGGAUCCUUGACUGGACUGGACCAAAGGACUUCAUCUCUACAUUUGGUAGCUAUAUCCCCCUCUUUCUCUCUCUCUCUCUCUCUUUUCUCUCUCUAUCUUUUUCUCUCCCUUAAUCCCUCUAUCACAUUUUACUGUGGACAUUCAAUAAAGUUGCAUUUG
This is a messenger RNA of Melospiza georgiana, 1361 nucleotides long. RefSeq lists its product as uncharacterized. The record is from RefSeq and is a predicted model, not a curated record. The coding region runs from base 1 to 888 and encodes 295 amino acids. NCBI's taxonomy places the organism in Eukaryota, Metazoa, Chordata, Aves, Passeriformes, Passerellidae. The transcript is spliced from 6 exons.